Messenger RNA from Naegleria lovaniensis, 1323 nucleotides. RefSeq lists its product as uncharacterized. The record is from RefSeq and is a predicted model, not a curated record. The coding region runs from base 1 to 1323 and encodes 440 amino acids. Gene Ontology annotation, biological process: actin filament organization. The transcript has a single exon. Lineage: Eukaryota; Heterolobosea; Eutetramitea; Acrasida; Naegleriidae.
AUGGCCAAAGUCAUCAUUCAACCCGAUGAAUUAACCACUGCUGCUUCCGUCCUCUCUCUAUCCCCUCUCGAGAUCAAAUUCUCAGCUCCUGCUCGACUCUAUCGUUCAAACUUUUCCUCGGAAUGGGAAUAUUCAGGAGCUCAUGGUAUUGUAACCGUCAAUGUGGAUAAAGCUUCCUCCUCAUGUUUCAUCCGCUUGGUUGAUCUCUCUCGUAAAACCAUUGCCAUGGAACAAGAAUGUUAUGAAGGCUUUGAAUAUUUAAUCUUGGCCGAUAAUUUCCAUGCGUUUGAAAGUGAUGAUCAUUUUGUUGGUUUAUUGUUUGCAGAACGUUUUGAUGCAGCCUUGUUUGGGAAACAAGUGAGUCAAUUGAUACGUUUAACAAGUGGAGGAAGUAUCAAUGCUCCUCCAACAAUGAAUGCAUUACCAAAACCAACACGUACUUCAUCGGCCGAUGUUACUACUGGUGCAGGUAGUCCAACACUUCAUCCUCAACCACCUGUGAAGAGAGUGGUUACUACUACGACUAGUACUACAACAGCAACAACAACAACUCCAACAAAAUCAGUAGAACCUGAAAAGAGAGAAACUGGUGGUAGUUUCUUGAGUAAAUUCUGGUCCAAGGAUAAAAAACAAGUUCCUGACAAGUCAACGAUCAAAAUUUCGGGACCCAAGAUUGACAAGUUUAAACACGUUUCACAUAUUGGAUUUGAUCCAAAGAAGGGUUUCACUGAAAUUCCAGAAGAGUGGAAGCACAUCUUUGAAAAGGCUGGAAUUUCUGAAGAUGAGUUGAAGGAUAAGAAAACUGCCAAGUUUUUGAUGCAAACCAUUGCUACAGUAGGAGGUGACAGCGGAAAUGCAACAUUUGCAACUCCACCACCCCCAAUGGAAACAGGAAAUUUACCAAAACCUCCUGGAAGUAGACCUCCUCCACCGCCAUUUAAGGGCGCAUCCAGUAGUAGCAGCAGUACUAGCACAGGUGGCACUGGUGGUGGAUUUGUUCCUCCUCCUCCAACAAAUGUACCAAUUGUUGCCAAUAAUAUUCCUCCACCACCUUCUUUGGGUCAAACAGUUUCUGUAUCAAGCCCAUCGGGUGGUGAUGAGAGCGGCGGAGGUUACUCUGGAAUGGACAUGUUGUCAGAAAUUAGAUCUAAAAAGCUAAAAACUGUCAAGCAAGAGGAUUUACCUGACGUUUCUCGUAUGCAAGAGAGUGAGCAAAAUAGCUUGGCUCACACUCUUCAAAAAGCCAUGGAGCUCAGAAGAGCCAAAGUUGAAAUGUCAAGUGAGGAAGAUGAUGACGAUGAAGACGAUGAUUGGGAAUUGUAA